UGAUUCGACACUCAGCUUUUGGAAGCCGACGGGAAAACACGUUAGUUGAAAACGUACUAAAAAAACAUCAACAUGUCGAAGAUCGGAAUCAACGGAUUUGGCCGCAUCGGUCGUCUGGUUCUGCGUGCUGCCAUUGCCAAGGGCGCCCAGGUGGUAGCCGUCAACGAUCCCUUUAUCGGUGUUGACUACAUGGUUUACCUGUUCAAGUAUGAUUCGACUCAUGGACGCUUCAAGGGAGAAGUUUCCGCCCAGGACGGUCAGCUGGUUGUCAACGGCCAGAAGAUCCAGGUCUUCCAGGAACGUGACCCGAAAGCUAUCCCAUGGGGUAAGGCUGGAGCCGAAUACAUUGUUGAAUCGACCGGUGUGUUCACUACAAUCGACAAGGCCUCAGCUCAUUUGGAAGGCGGUGCCAAGAAGGUUAUCAUCUCGGCUCCCUCGGCUGAUGCACCGAUGUUCGUUGUCGGUGUCAACCUGGAUGCUUAUGAACCAUCGAUGAAGAUCGUAUCGAAUGCUUCUUGUACCACCAACUGCUUGGCUCCACUUGCCAAGGUUAUCAACGAUAACUUCGGAAUCCUGGAAGGUCUGAUGACUACUGUUCACGCUACCACUGCAACUCAAAAGACCGUUGAUGGUCCAUCCGGCAAGCUGUGGCGUGACGGUCGUGGUGCCGCCCAGAACAUUAUUCCAGCAGCCACUGGUGCUGCCAAGGCUGUUGGUAAGGUCAUUCCAGCCCUGAACGGUAAACUGACUGGUAUGGCUUUCCGUGUCCCAACCCCGAACGUGUCGGUCGUCGAUUUGACAUGCCGCCUGCAAAAGCCUGCUUCAUAUGAUCAGAUCAAGCAGAAGGUUAAGGAAGCUUCGCAAGGACCCUUGAAGGGUAUCUUGGACUACACUGAGGAAGAGGUCGUCUCCACUGACUUUGUGGGUGACACUCAUUCUUCGAUCUUCGACGCCAAGGCUGGAAUUCAACUGAGCGACACUUUUGUUAAGCUUAUUUCGUGGUACGACAACGAAUAUGGCUACUCCAACCGUGUCGUUGAUCUGAUCAAAUUCAUGCAGACCAAGGACUAAAUAACCUAACCCCCAGUCCAAAUUACAUAAACAAUACCAAUUCUCUCAGGGCUUGAUGCCGCUGAUCUGUUACACAUAGACAUUGCGUAUCAUACACUUACACUUGCAAAGCAGAAAUCCCAACACCUCAAAACACGCCGAAGUGUAAUCCUCCUGUACCAACGGAACAAAACAAGGAAUAAACGGAUGAUUGAACGCACCCUACAAAACAAAAUAAACAAUUACACACAUCUGUUUAGUUGAUAAGAUUAAUGAUAAUAAUUAUUAUAACUUUUAAUUGCCGAAAAAUGCUGAAAAUUAGUAAUACUUGUUGUGUAUUGUCAAGAAAACCAUACCCUAAAAUACGAUCGCUUAAAGUUAGAGAGAGACAGACAAAGUAACCCAUUAUAUUAGCGCGCGUUGCCGACCCCAGCGCUGCAUCCUCGAAGUGGCGUAACAUCAUCAUUCGCCCCGCCGAAACGUCGGACAUGGGCAGCAGCAGGGAACACGGCAAACAAUUUCGUAGCAAUAGUCAGGUAUUUCAUUUUGAAAAUGAUGCAUUAUGGAAAGGAAUAAAGAACCUAGAUUGUUACUAGUCGAGUAAAUAACAG
Sabethes cyaneus is the source of this 1661-nucleotide messenger RNA. RefSeq names its product glyceraldehyde-3-phosphate dehydrogenase 1. The coding region runs from base 73 to 1071 and encodes 332 amino acids. Lineage: Eukaryota; Metazoa; Arthropoda; Insecta; Diptera; Culicidae. The transcript is spliced from 2 exons. The record is from RefSeq and is a predicted model, not a curated record. Gene Ontology annotation, molecular function: NAD binding; NADP binding; oxidoreductase activity, acting on the aldehyde or oxo group of donors, NAD or NADP as acceptor. Gene Ontology annotation, biological process: glucose metabolic process.